CCUCAGUCUGACAUCAGUCUCAUCUGGGACCAAGCUGGUGACACAGACGUGAUCUCUCUUCACCUGGUGAACGUGACUGCAAAGCUACAACUAUGCCUGGCCUGAAAAACCACAUUAAAGGGCUCAAAGAGGUGUUUGAUCAGUAUGCUGAUAGUGAGGGCAAUCUAACGAAGGACCAAUUCAAGAAGCUGUUGGAGACAGAAAUUGAAGACGAAGAGGUUAAGGCUAUGAUUGCUGAGAUCGGCGUUGAUAAGAUCGUGGAGAAGGCGGACCUGGACAACGAUGGAAAGUACUCCUUCAGAGAGUUGUGCUUGUGUGCAGCUUACCUGGGCAAACACUGCAAUAAACGCUGCGGGAAAAAAUGUGACGCAUAAAGUGAAUAACUAAACAGGAAAAUGAUUUUCAAAGAAAUGCCAAUUGAUUCAAGUGUCAUUCAAUAUGGCUGAGAAAGAAUAAAAACUAUGAAAUGUAA
Larimichthys crocea (large yellow croaker) is the source of this 472-nucleotide messenger RNA. Its product is annotated as protein S100-B. The coding region runs from base 93 to 374 and encodes 93 amino acids. The record is from RefSeq and is a predicted model, not a curated record. Gene Ontology annotation, molecular function: calcium ion binding. NCBI's taxonomy places the organism in Eukaryota, Metazoa, Chordata, Actinopteri, Sciaenidae. The transcript is spliced from 3 exons.